Sardina pilchardus (European sardine) is the source of this 1234-nucleotide messenger RNA. RefSeq names its product interleukin-8-like. Gene Ontology annotation, cellular component: extracellular region. Gene Ontology annotation, biological process: chemotaxis; immune response; defense response. Bases 114 to 407 code for a protein of 97 amino acids. The record is from RefSeq and is a predicted model, not a curated record. The transcript has 4 exons. Gene Ontology annotation, molecular function: chemokine activity. NCBI's taxonomy places the organism in Eukaryota, Metazoa, Chordata, Actinopteri, Clupeiformes, Clupeidae.
AAGAGUUCCUGGAUCUGAAGUUAAACAUUAAAAACAAAUCUGUUGAAAGUCAAAGCAAGCGCAGAGCUGGAUUCUUGACCUGGUGAUUAACCUAGAGAUUAACUCAGACUAGAAUGGGCAGUAAAACACUCGGCGGCUGUUUGACUGUGCUUGUGGCCUGCUUGGUUAUCACAGAUGGGCUGAGCCUGCGGGGGGCAGGAGCGGAGCCGCGCUGCCGCUGCAUUGGGACAGAGGGCCGGCGCAUCGGGAAACUGAUUGCGAGGGUGGAGAUGUUCUCCCCAAGCCCUCACUGCAAAGACACGGAGAUCAUUGCCACCUUAAAGGAUAGUGGAAAAGAGAUAUGCUUGGACCCCAGUGCUCCAUGGGUUAAAAAGGUCAUUAACAUCUUGUCAAGAAACCAGAGAUGAAAUCUGUUCCUAAAAAACUUCUACAGUAGCUACAACGCUGUCCAGUUCUGAGUGUGUGAUGGCUGUGACCUAGCCUGGCAUAGCCAUAUGUAAGCUUCCGCUCAAUUUUCAUUUCCCUUCACCAUUACCUCUGUACGAUAUUAGUACAAGGGUUUGGUAUGACCAGGCUGGCUGUGAUCCAAUGCUUGGAAUAUUUCUGUACUUAAACGCACUGAGAGUGAAUGUUGAAGAUGUAUGGUUCACACAUGUUCCAGGUCAUGGGUACAGUACCUGUAAAUUACAAUAUUUGUACAAUACAUUACAAUGUUUUAAAAUAUUUGCACUGAACAAUUAUGUUUUUCAAAAAUGACCUGUGAUGCACAGUUUUAUGAAGAGAGGCUUAGAAAAACAUGGAUGUACUGCACCCUCUGUUGGUGAAGUAAAAGAAGUGAAAACGUGUCUAUCUGGCUCAGAGCACUGAGUAUCAAGACAGAAAAGCACAAAAACAUUCUGUAAUCUGUAAGUGCUUCUUCACUUGGCUGAGCCUCCUAACUGUCUCUUUUAAUAUCAGCCAUAGCUAUGUAACGUAAGCUAAGGCAACGUAACACCAUACUACUAACUGGUCGGUGUGGUAAUAUAAUGUUACAAUUUACAACAUUUUAUUUGCUGUAUCUGAACUUGCAUGCUGUCAUAUGAAGCAUGGGUAUGAAUUCAGAUUGUGGCUUUUUUGUUUUGUAUUUUGUUGACUUCACCAAAAAUACACGUAUUUGCGUAUUUGCUAUAAAAUGUGCCCUCUAUUGGUUGAUAAGAGGGAAGGCUGCAGGUCAGGAGAUUAAAAUUUUUCUCAA